CCGAAGAAGAAGAACGUCCACUACAAUGUGAAAACAUAAGUGGGUGGUGGGACUUAUAUUCGCAAACUAGGAAGUGUCCGUUUGACAGCAGCCAGCGAGCAGCAACCGUGACUUGUCAGUUUUAUUAUCUCUGUAAACACUGCAAGAGAAAAAUGAGCUUCAUAGUUAACUUAAUCUACGGUAGCAUUCAACGCUUUGUUGACAUACUCCGGUGGAUCUUUCGCGUAAAGAAAAUACCUGCCAUAACACUUGAGGAUCCCAAUGUGAAGUAUCCAUUACGGCUGGUUGACAAAGAGAUUAUUAGCCAUGACACAAGGAAGUUUCGAUUUGCUCUAAAAUCACCAGAUCAUGUUCUUGGACUCCCCGUAGGCCAACACAUCUAUCUAUCUGCCAAGAUAGAUGGCAACCUUGUGGUGAGGCCAUACACCCCUGUUUCAAGUGAUGAUGACAAGGGCUUUGUUGAUCUGGUUGUGAAGAUCUACUACAAAAACAUCCAUCCAAAGUUCCCUGAGGGUGGGAAGAUGUCCCAAUAUGUGGAGAGUCUUCGUAUUGGUGACACAAUUGAUUUCAGAGGGCCAAGUGGACUGCUGGUUUACGGAGGCAGAGGAUCAUUUGCAAUCAGGCCUGAUAAGAAAUCACCCCCUGUGAUUAAAACUGCAAAGCAUGUUGGCAUGAUCGCUGGUGGCACAGGCAUCACACCUAUGCUUCAAAUAAUUCAAGCUGUCAUGAAAGAUCCGAUGGACAAGACUGUUUGUUACCUACUUUUUGCAAACCAGACAGAAAAAGACAUUCUUCUACGGCCUGAGUUAGAAGAGAUCAUGGCCAAUCACCCGACACGAUUCAAGCUGUGGUUCACCCUUGACAGGGCUCCAGAAGGUUGGGGGUACAGCCAAGGCUUUAUCAGUGAGGACAUGGUGAAGGACCAUCUUCCUCCAACUGGAGAUGACACACUCAUCCUCAUGUGUGGACCUCCUCCUAUGAUCCAGUUUGCCUGCUACCCCAACCUGGACAAGGUGGGCCAUUCCAUUGACAGGCGCUUCACCUUCUAGAAGGGUCUCACCUUUUUCAUCUAAAACCAUGAAAGUGAAGCUUCGCUCAAAAUUGUAAUUAUGCAACCACCUGCAAGAUGCACGUAUAGCUCUCAUAUUCCAAAUUCACCUUAACCGGAAAGGUCAAAGGAUCUAUAACAAUAAAAAGAUAUACCUUUACCUUUCUAGUCUAUAUGCUGAAAAUAAAUGCACUUUUCAUAUUUGCCAAAAUAAGUUGAAGAAACUUAUGUUUUGUGUCUUAUGCAAACAAAAAGUGCAGCAUACAUAAUUUCAGCAGAUAUCUCUGUAAAUCAUCAUUAAACAUGUACCAAGAUUUUUUACUUGCCUUUUGUUUAACACAAGCAGGACUGAUUUAUGUUUUGUUUGAGCAUCCAUGGAUGUUGGUGUUGGGUAAUACUUUACAGUGUGUGCAAUCACACUGUACCAUGCAUGGACACUAAAGUGAGACCUGGUGUUGCAUAAAUUACAUUCAUUUGUCUAGACAAUUCAUUGCACUUUGCUAAAAAAAUGGUUAGUUAUAUAUGAGGGUGAGUCAUUUAUAAUCAUUUCUAAACCUGUAUGACUUUAUUUCUUCAUGUUAGUCUCAGUCACCUUUUGAUUAUUUUUUUCCAUACAAUGAAAGUGAAUGGUGACUGAGAUUUUUAUUCUGCCUAACAUCUCCUUUUGCAUUCCACAGAGGAUAGAAAGACAUAUGGGUUUAGAACAACAUGAGGGUGAAUAGACUUAAAACAGAAAUCAGAUAUUUUUCUACCUGCUUUUAGUAUCUUGAGUGCCUUACUUUCAUGUGCCAUGUUUUAAGGCCUAUUUAUGUUUCAGUUGAAGGUCCUUGACUCUAUAAAUGCCAUAUCCAGGCAUUUUUAAAAUGCUAUUAUUAUUAUUAUUACUGGUUUGCAGUUUAUAGAGUAUAUGUGGCCUAACAAUACUCCUGCAAUUGUGCAUUGACUAAUAAAAAUCUAUUCUUUA
Molecule: messenger RNA, 2012 nt
Organism: Xyrauchen texanus (razorback sucker)
Lineage: Eukaryota; Metazoa; Chordata; Actinopteri; Cypriniformes; Catostomidae
Product: NADH-cytochrome b5 reductase 3
Exons: 9
Coding region: 153-1049 (298 amino acids)
Cellular component (GO): mitochondrion
Molecular function (GO): FAD binding; oxidoreductase activity
Source: RefSeq, a predicted model, not a curated record